Darwinula stevensoni is the source of this 672-nucleotide messenger RNA. NCBI's taxonomy places the organism in Eukaryota, Metazoa, Arthropoda, Ostracoda, Podocopida, Darwinulidae. The record is from the annotation of a GenBank genome assembly.
AUGCGGAUGACAUCCUGUUCCCUGAAGAGGAUCUCCCACCCCAGCUGCUUCUUCUCUUGGAACAUCUCAUCUUCUGGUCUGAGUCAAAUUCACACCCCAUUGGACCAUCUCUUUUGUCUCAUGGAGAGAGACCAGUUAUGUUCAGCAUCAGACAUCUUGGAAUGCAAGGGCCCCAUCAAGGUUGCUGGGACAGUGGCAGCCCUCCUCAAGAUGCAUGCAAUCAAGCCCCGCUCCACUUGAUGCAUCACCAUUCACCAACUGUCUUGUUCACACAUAUCAGCCUCAUGACGUUCUGAUGCACAGCUGGUCUGUGUGCUGCACCUCCAAGUUAUCCAGUCUUCCCUACAUGCAUUUGAUGAGAUGAUUUGAUGAUUGCUUCUGUUCGUCCUUGGCUGAAUCCUUGCUGUGAUUGCAUCCUCAUUAGGGCAUUCUUGGCCAGCUGAAUGCAUUCCGUUGAAACGGAUCAAAAUUGCCAUUCUUCAUUUCCCAAUUCUAAUUUAUGAUAUUAUGUCAGAUAUUUUCUCCACCAAGUGUACAACGAAAUGUCUUCACUUUGCUUGACAAUCCCCUGAGAGCUUUAUCACCAAUUCUUCCUUAGUACUGAAGUGCAUAUUUUUUAGUUGAACUUGUCCUGGAGGUUGUGAUGCUUUGAGGAAAAAAAUAAAAUCCAGC